Messenger RNA from Alnus glutinosa, 777 nucleotides. Its product is annotated as NDR1/HIN1-like protein 13. The coding region runs from base 1 to 777 and encodes 258 amino acids. The transcript has a single exon. Lineage: Eukaryota; Viridiplantae; Streptophyta; Magnoliopsida; Fagales; Betulaceae. The record is from RefSeq and is a predicted model, not a curated record. Gene Ontology annotation, cellular component: plasma membrane.
AUGGCGGAGGGGGCCACACCAUCUCAUGAUCAUCAUGACACACCUUCAUCUGAUCAACAAACCCAAGCAGCCCAACCAGCUUCCGCAGCCUUCCACUCCGGCACCUACGUCGUCCAGGUCCCCAAAAACCAAAUCUACCGCGUUCCGCCCCCUGAGAACGCCGUUAUAGCCGAACGCCACCGAAACCCCGCCCACAACGCCACCAAAAGGCCGUGUGGUAGUUGUUGCCGCUUGUCAUGUUCUUGUGUCUUGCCUCUCCUUAUUCUAGUCCUUGUUCUUGGCUUAAUAGCUGGCAUUUUCUCGGUCUUGCUCAGGCCUAAGGACCCUAUAUUUAAAGUUGAACGUGUUGCUUUCAAUCGGCUGAAUUCCUAUCCGGAGUAUGAUAUCAGGUUAAGAGCCAAAAAUCCGAACAAAAUAUUCGGCAUUUUGUACAAGAAAGGUGGCGUUGCUUCCCUCUCUUUUAGGCAACGAGAAAUCGCGAAAGGAAACUACCCAACUUUCUACCAAGACCAUAAUAAUUCGACCGUUUUUGGUAUACUUUUUCGUGGCUCCAACAAUGUUGUGUUGCCUACGGAGAUUGAGAAAAGCAUGAAAACCCAAAAGCCGAAAGUUCAAGUUUCUUUCUCUAUAAAGAUGGAUGUCAUGGCACGAAUGAGAAUUGGGUUGUUGAACAGCGGGAGCAUGAAAUUGGCUGUUGCUUGCGAUUUGACGGUGGAUACAUUGGCUAAGGAUACUCGUAUUCUGACACAGAAAUGUCGUACGGAACGCCGGCUGUGA